AUGGUCAAUAUUAUCUUUGAAGAUCCGUCAAAAUCCGUAUCCCAUCUCAAAAGAAUCAGCUGUGACUUACCACCUCGCAAAAGACAUGCAAGCGACACCCAAAUAUCCUAUGAACGACAACCUGGCUGGCUGUACCCGCCCUACGAUCAACUGGAAACCGUGCCGGUUUCUGUUACAUCCAUGAGUGCGUUUUCCACUAUAUAUGACACCCUGCGUUGUUCUGGUGGCGUUUCAGACUCUGAAUACAGGUCCGAUAUUCACCCUAAUGACCAUGGGCACGGUAUCGGCCAUGAUUCCCAAGAAGGCAAAGUUGAUGGCGGUGGCCCUGCGUCCUCGCAUGACCUCUUUACGCUGGCUAGCGACGAUGAUCGGCAUUCCACGGACGGGGAUGGGGGCAGCCAUGGAUUUGCAGACGAUAUAUUUUCGCAUCCGUCAGAGAAUGAGCCAUCCUUAGGCAGUGUCUCCAGUACGGGACCUUCCCCAGAUAAUAGGAACUCUCCAAUCCGUGACCCUGCUACUCGUCUAAGGCAACCAGCGACUAUUCAAUCUUCGCAGAAUCCACCAACUGGGUCGGAUGGGCAUGACUCAAAACGAAGUCACCGCGCGCUCUCAAAGAUACCGUCGGUAAUAUCCGAAUCAGAGGAACUCGGAUCUAACCUUGAGAAUUCCGACUCUGACGCGGAACCGGAUAAUGAUGAUGAAGAUCCCAGAAGCCUGUGGGAGUACACACGUAUUGUGGCGCGUCGUGUUGAUUCUUCGGGUCGCAAGUUCGUAAGAGUUAAGUGGAAAGCUACGUGGGAGCCUGAGGACGAGCUAAAUGGGUUGAAAACGGCGCUACGACUGUACGAAAAGCGAACACAUCGAGAAAAGCAAAGCUCAAAGGAAAUAUGUUUGAAAUGCGGUGCGAGAAAGCGCAAGUUUCCUGCCUAA
This is a messenger RNA of Talaromyces proteolyticus, 930 nucleotides long. RefSeq lists its product as uncharacterized. NCBI's taxonomy places the organism in Eukaryota, Fungi, Ascomycota, Eurotiomycetes, Eurotiales, Trichocomaceae. The transcript has a single exon. The record is from RefSeq and is a predicted model, not a curated record. Bases 1 to 930 code for a protein of 309 amino acids.